UCGGAGUAGGACCAGCACAUUUGUCUUUUACACCUGCAAUACCAAAAAAAAAGACUGGUUAAUUUACCAUUUGAGCACUUGCACAGGUCACAUCAUCAUAGUAACAGGUCUCAGUCGACCUAUAUUAUUUCAUGAUGAAAUAGUGCUCUAACCUUGGUGCUGAAAAGAAAGGUUCUGUGUUCGUUUUCCACGACUCAUAUACCAUAUCGAUAACAGAACUACGAUCCAAAACAACCAUAAAGGCGGAAUAAAAAGGGCUUCAAGAUCGCCAUUUCCAGUAAGAAAAAUAAAGCAGCAACAUUAAUACAUCAUUAUGGACUCAGAGUAUCCUGGCUUUGAAAUUCCGCUGUACACCGAGCUGAAGUACUUCUGUAAAAAGGCGCACGAAGCCUAUAAACAAUUAAAGGAGGACCUAACACCGGACAGAGAUGAUCGAUAUUACAGGCUGGCGCCCAUGCGGCUGUACACUCUCUCCAAGCGGCACUUUGUCCUUGUUUUCGUCGUUUUCUUCAUCUGCUUUGGGAUAACAGUUUUCAUUGGUAUAGCAGGUCCUAAAAUCAUUGACGAGUCAACAUUUAGUGGGUCCAAGCUGAUGAUAUCGAACAACACUUCAAAGACUGGUCCAUUCCAGCUGAAGUCACCACCAUUGUCUACAUAUAAUCAGCAGCUAUGGCUGACUUGUCUAAUACAGCUGAUUCAGGUUGAUGGUAUGGAUUUUCAUAAAGAGUUUGAUAUGAGCAUUGAGAUAAAAGGUAUCAUGCAGGAUGCUAGUGUGAUGCACAUCCAUGACAAUGUUUAUAAUCGUAGCAGGUUACUUCACUGUGGUGCUAUUUGUGAGGAAAUCAUUGUGGUACACCUUGGGUAUCUAAAUUAUACACAGUAUCAGAUAAACGUUUACUUUGAGAAACUCCAGACAAUGAAAUACGAAAUUAAGGAGGUACAUUUCACGUGGAAGACGUACAAUCCCUCAUUUUCUCAAGUUGAAAUUUGGUUUCGAUUUGUUUUCGUGGUCUUCACAUUUAUGGUCACAUGCCUGUUUGCUCACUCCCUCCGGAAGUUCUCCAUGAGAGACUGGGGAAUCGAACAGAAAUGGAUGUCUGUCCUGUUACCACUGCUGUUGCUUUAUAACGAUCCAUUCUUUCCCCUCUCAUUCCUGAUGAACAGCUGGUUUCCAGGGAUGCUGGAUGAUCUCUUCCAGGCUGUAUUCCUGUGUGCACUGUUGCUGUUCUGGCUCUGUGUCUACCAUGGAUUUCGGGUUCAGGGAGAACGGAAGUGUUUAACAUUCUAUUUGCCCAAGCUUUUUAUUGUUGGCCUUCUUUGGUUAUCUGCUGUAACACUAGGGAUAUGGCAAACAGUGAAUGAGCUGCACGACCCAACCUACCAAUUCAAAGUAGACACUGGCAAUUUCCAGGGAAUGAAGGUUUUCUUUCUGAUUGUGGUCUCCUUGUAUAUUUUAUAUCUGAUCUUCUUGAUUGUAAGAGCCUGCUCCGAGUUGAAAAAUAUGCCAUACAUCGAUCUUCGAUUAAAGUUUUUGACUGCAUUGACAUUUGUCGUGCUGGUUAUCAGCAUUGCUAUACUCUACCUGAGGUUCGGAGCAAAAGUUUUGCAAGAUAACUUUGUAUCUGAGCUGUCAACCAACUAUCAAAACUCAGCCGAAUUUUUAUCCUUCUAUGGUUUAUUGAACUUUUACCUCUACACGUUGGCCUUUGUGUACUCUCCUUCGAAAAAUGGUCUAUAUAAUUCCCAGUUGAAGGACAAUCCAGCCUUUUCUAUGUUGAAUGACUCGGACGACGAGGUUAUUUAUGGUAGUGACUAUGAAGAAAUGCCCCUACAAAAUGGACGUGCAAUAAAAGCUAGUACCAAGUACGAAGAUGAGACAGACAGCGACUGAGCUUCUCAUCAUUUCAUUGAAAAUGUUUGUGUAGCUAUUAAGCUUUGGUAGCAAACUAAAACCACAAGUAUAAAUAUUACAUGUACUACUGAAUUGCAUUUUAUUUAAAUGUAUGUAGGAUGACGAUAUUUUUUCAAAUUAGUAUUUAGAAAUCAAUUGCCACUUAACAUGAUUGAAAGGAAGAGUUAGAGUUAGAAUUACACUGCUUCUCUUGGAGAUGGGUGAUUGAUUUUGCUACCAAACAUUAACUUCAGUUACAACAUGAUACAAGGAGUGGUAGUUAAGAUUUGAGCUACUGAAAAAAAUGAAUGAACUUUUUUGUAUAAUAAGAAACCCCUUUAAUUUGAGGUACAUUUUUUAUCAUAAUUUAUAAAAAUGCCUAGAACUGAAAACAUUACAUAUUUACUUUAAAAUCAAAGAAAUAGAUGUCUUAUUAGUUGGCUAUAUACACUCUUCGCCUGGCCUUCGGCCUUAGAGCCCUGCAUUUUUACUCGGAACUUAACGGAAAGGAACGGAAGUGUUUUACGAAAGAAUUGCCCAUGUAUAGUUGAUGUAAAUCUUUACACACCUGUUUACAUCAUUGUUUGUAGCAUUUUUUAUAGCUUUAAAUUGCACUUUUUGAUAUAUUCAUGUUUGAUUCCUUGAUGUCUCUUACGAUAUUCUUUAUAUUUCUAAGGUAACCAGUGAAGUUCAGUGUUGUUUCCCAAUUGAUAAUUCUUUUUUUUCUUUUAAAAUACAAUUUCUGUUUUUAGUUAGCACAUGCUGAUUUAUCAACUUUACAUUCCAUGUUUAAUGCUGAAGUUGCUGACUUUUGUAUUAAUGUGUAUUUUCUGUAUUGCAUGAUGAUACUUAAACAUCAGAUUACUGUACAGUUCAAAAAUGGUAUCAUGAAAAAGCAGUUCUUAUGUUGGUAAGGUGAGGUUGAAUAGUUUUUUUUUUUUCUCUCUUUGGAAUUGGAUUUUAUUGGAUUUUAUUUCAGACAUUGCCCAUGUAUUUAUUGUCACCGUUCUCUGAAUUCAGCCUUUGUCCGUAGUACAUACAACAUUUCAAAGAAUUAAAGCAUUUAUUGUAUUACAUUAUAGUAAAAUCGCACAGUAGUGGAUGGUUGAGGUAGAAGUUUGUUGAUUAAACAUAGGGCUGCAUUUAUCUCUUGGAUUUCAAAAAGUAGGCAAUUGGCAGCAUUCAUUUUCUAGGGAUUUCACACACUGGAAGGGCUGCUAAACUGUAUCAAGGCAGGAAAUCAUAACUUACCAUAUGUGAACUUAUUGAAGUUAAGUUUUUGUUGCUGGAGGGGGUGGGGGGGGGAGUUUAGUGGUUUAUCCUGUUGAAAUGACAAUUCUUAUGUCCUCAUCUAGUACAUUUUGUGCUGCACCUUCUUAAACACAACUGGGCCCCUUACAUUUAUCCAGUUAGAACAGAUUAAAAGCGUGCUAUAAAAACAUCACAUACUAAAACCUCAAAUAUUCAUUGGUUAAGGGUAAUAUGCUUUGAUUUGAACCACUUAACUACAACUAAACAGCAUGGCUUGUACUCCAAUAAACAUCUGCCAAAGACUUUCAACUAUUUUCAAAAAUACUUCCAUUAGACACCCCCUGAUGGGUAACUGUGACAGACCAAACUGAAUAUAUGUUAGAAAACCCUUACAUAUUUGUGCUAACGUUCUUUAAGUAAACGGUCAACACAGAGAUUGGUCAUUUUUGAAAGUUUUAAAAUACAGCAAUACAUUAGAGAAAGCUUUCCUCCAAUUCAAAAUGUUAAAUGCCAAAUAGCAACUGCCUUGAUUAUCUUUUUGGUGGUUUGAUAUUAUUAUUAUUAGUGUUACUAUUAGUAGUCGUAAUAGGGCCAGUUUUAAGCUGGGUAGGAUCUAGAAACAACAUUUUCUGGAUUCUUUUAGUUGGUUGCCAGUACUAUAUGUACUUUUCGUAAGGUCCAUAGUACGGGGAAUUGAACCCUACAUUUACUGUAUUAGUUUUUAUUAUUAAUCAUUGUAAUCAAAUAGAAGAAACAGCAGCAAAGCACAAUAUUGUGCCUUGUAUAUGGUACAUUUCAUCAUGACAUGAAACCAUAUAUAAUCAUCAGAUUUAUACCUUUUUUUAUUUGUAAUAUCACGUGGGUGCCAAUUACCUAUUGUACAGUUCUGAAUGGCAAACCACAGGUCAUGAUGUAGGUAAUUAUUGUGUUGUAUAUUGUAUGUCUGUAUGAAAUUAAUCUGUAACUCAUAUAGGAAACUGAUGUGUAUGAUAAAAUGAAUGUAGAGUUAAUAUCAAGCUGUACAAACAGUGCUAGUUAACUCACUAUGUACAUAUGGAGGAACACUGCUUUUAAAUCGAUGGAGAAGCAGGUAUAAAAUGUUAAUAAAUCACAAAGAUACUCUCUCCCUCAUUAAGAAAAACAAGUUUUAAAUGUGCAGGCACCAUUAUAAAAAGGUAGUCUACCAAUAUAAAAAGGUACUCUGAAGUCUAGUUGCUCUUAAGGCAGGGACUCUUCAAAGCAAGAUUGUACCGUUAACUAUUAACCAGAACGACAUUUUAUUAAGCAGGAGAGAGGAUUCAUUUUUGAUUCUCUUACAAGUUAUGGAAAGGAUAACUGUAAAUAAAUCACUGUGGUGUUCAGGAAGUAUGUUCAAUAAAAAAUGUUUUAAAUGUA
Messenger RNA from Acipenser ruthenus (sterlet), 4537 nucleotides. Its product is annotated as transmembrane protein 181-like. The record is from RefSeq and is a predicted model, not a curated record. The transcript is spliced from 17 exons. NCBI's taxonomy places the organism in Eukaryota, Metazoa, Chordata, Actinopteri, Acipenseriformes, Acipenseridae. The coding region runs from base 314 to 1891 and encodes 525 amino acids. Gene Ontology annotation, molecular function: toxic substance binding.